This is a messenger RNA of Nothobranchius furzeri (turquoise killifish), 1856 nucleotides long. It is a transcript of the gene hsd17b1, whose product is annotated as hydroxysteroid (17-beta) dehydrogenase 1. Lineage: Eukaryota; Metazoa; Chordata; Actinopteri; Cyprinodontiformes; Nothobranchiidae. Gene Ontology annotation, cellular component: cytoplasm; cytosol. Gene Ontology annotation, biological process: estrogen biosynthetic process. Gene Ontology annotation, molecular function: estradiol 17-beta-dehydrogenase [NAD(P)+] activity. The record is from RefSeq and is a predicted model, not a curated record.
UAAUGUUUCCACCCCCGUGCUUUACAGCAGGUUUGUUGUUUUUGGAAUGCAACUCGACAUUCUUUCUCCUCCAAACAUAACGAGUAGUUUUUACCAAAAUGUUCUAUUUUGGUUUCAUCUGACCACAUGACAGCCCUCUUAUGGAUCAUCCAAAUGCUCUCUAGCAAACUUCAGACGGGCCUGCACAUGUACUGGCUUAAGCGGGGGGAUACGUCUGACACUGGAAACCUUUGUAACGUCACACAAAGCUGUUUACCUACCCAUCACCAGUCUCUCCAGCCUUGAGCAAGUCUACAAUUUUGUUUAUAGUGUCCUUUGGCAGCUCUUUGGUCUGGGCCAUGGUGGAGUGUGGAGUGUGACUCUGAGGUCGUGGACAGGUGUCUUGUAUACAGAUAACGAGCUCCAACAGGUGUCAUUAAUACAAGUAAUGAGUGGAGGUCAGAGGAGCCUCUCACAGAAGAAGUUACAGAGAACAUCAAAACAAACCUCACAGACAAGGACAUGAGAAACACGUCGGGUCUGCAGGUGGCCAGCAACAGGCAGAUGUUCAAGACGAGGCAUCUUUGAACAGAGCAGCAUGGAGAAGAAGGUAGUUCUGAUCACGGGCUGCUCCUCUGGAAUCGGUCUCAGUUUGGCUGUCCGGCUAGCCUCUGAGCCCAGCAAAACGUUCAAAGUCUAUGCCACCAUGAGGAACCUGGCGAAGAAGGAGCGACUUUUGGAAUGUGUUAAAGAUCUGCACCAGGGCACCUUGGAAAUACUGCAAAUGGAUGUGACGGACAGGCAGUCAAUCAUGCAGGCCAAAGACAUGAUUGUGGAGAAGAGAGUGGACAUUCUGGUGUGUAAUGCCGGUGUGGGUCUGGUGGGGCCGCUGGAGGUGCAGCAUCUGGACUCCAUGAGGCAUAUUCUGGAGGUCAACCUCCUUGGGACCAUCCAGACCAUUCAGGCUUUCUUAUCAGAGAUGAAGGCUCGACGUCAGGGUCACAUUCUGGUCACCGGCAGCACCGGAGGGCUUCACGGUCUCCCUUUUAAUGACAUGUACUGCGCCAGUAAAUUUGCAAUCGAGGGAGCGUGUGAGAGUCUGGCUGUCCUUCUGCAACACUUUAAUAUUCAUGUGAGUCUCAUUGAGUGUGGUCCAGUCAACACCGACUUCCUGGUUAACCUGCAGAAGGCGGAGCUUGGUGACCCAUCUCUCCAACAGGUCGACACCCAAACACUCAGUCUGUAUGAAAAGUACCUGCAACACUGCAGCUCCGUUUUCCAAAAUGCUGCUCAGGACACCGAAGAUAUUGUGAAGGUGUUUCUAACGGCCAUCCAGUCGAGCAGCCCCGCCCUCAGAUACUUCACCGGCAGCGUCGUGCCUCCGCUGACCGACCCGAAGCUGACACAACCGGAUGGAUUGCAGUACAUCCGAGCCAUGAGCAAGAUCAUUUUCUCAUCUGAAGAGCAAUAAUUUAUGACAUGCAUUUGUGUUGACAGAGCGUUCUGCAGACGCCACGUUUGUGUGUGAAGCUCAAGUUUGGCUCUUGGAUAAACGAUUAGAUUUUUGUGAGUGGGGUUCACAAAGAUAAAGCAAUUUUAUAUUAUGUUUUUAUGCAUUAGUUAUCACAGGGGAGGCAUUUCUAAAGGGUUUUGUUUAAUGUUUUGAUUCAUGCUCCUUUCAUUUACUGGAAUUUUCUUCUUUUUACAUGGACGCUGGAAUUUCUAUUUGCUAUUAUAGGCAUUAGGGAAUCGCUACUUUUUUUAAAAACGCAUACAAAUUGCACCUAUUUGAUUUCACUGCAACUAAUGUAAAUUAGAUCAAAUGUUUGAAUAAAUUACUGGUGUUUUUGUUAAAAUACAAACCUAGAACUGCUUAA